AUGAUCGAGUACGCUUAUCGUGUUGACGUGCUCAUUGUGCUAUUGAUAUUGUUGCUCAUCUCUACCUGUUACUUAUUGCGUCCACCGCACCAUCUGCUCUUCCCAGGGCCGCGUCAUCUUCCCUUCGUUGGCAAUAUUCAUCAGAUUGACCAUGAAUACCCACACAAGACGUUUGCCCAGUGGACGAGAUCUCAUGGACCUCUCGUUUAUACCUACCUGUUCAGACAACCUGCCCUCAUCAUACACACCGUCCAGGCUGCAAUUGAUCUCAUGGAGAAGAAAGGCGCUAUUCAUUCAAGCCGGCCAUCAUUUGUUUUCCUGAUCGAACUAAUUGGUCUAAACAAUAAUCCGGCCCUUCUUCCUUAUGGUGAUCGAUGGAGACGCCAUCGAAAAUGGCUACAAGCUGCGCUUCUAGAAAAGAACAUUCUCGAAUCGUAUCAUCCUAUUCGCGCGAGGGAAGUUCAUCGCUUGUUGACCGGGCUCGUGCAAUCUCCGGACGAGUUUGCAUCGCUCAUCACAAGCUAUGUGGGUGCCAUAUUGACGGAGAUCACCUAUGGGCACACGGCGACUUCGUUGGAAGAUGACCAAUUUAUCCAAAUGGCAGCAAAAUCUUCUGCAGAUACGAUCGAAGCUUGCACAUUCGCGUCCACGUUGGUCGACUUUUUUCCAUCUUUGAAACACAUCCCGACGUGGAUGCCCGGAUCUUCAUUUAAACGAAAUGCACUGCGUAUUCGACAGCAGGUCAAGAUUGCUGAAACCACUCCGUACACGUGGGUCAAAGAGCAGAUUGCAUGUGGGAGCGCGAGACCAUCUUUCGUAUCCUCCAUCUUGGAUAAAAUGACCAGGGACGGAGAAUUGUCUGAAGACAACGAGCGCAAUUUGUCGGGUGCGGCUGCAAGCAUUUACAAUGCUGGAACAGACACCUCGGUCACCAGCAUACAAACCUUCGUGUUGGCGAUGGUCCUGUAUCCCGAAGUCUUCAAGAAAGCGCAAAUGGAGAUCGAUAAAGUCGUUGGCAAUUCACGACUUCCAGAUCUAGCGGAUAGAGGCUCAUUGCCUUAUCUCGACCAGGUACUCUUGGAAGUUUAUCGCUGGAAUCCUCCGGUACCGCUGGGGAUACCACAUCUUUCAACCAGGGAUGACGUAUAUUUAGGUUGUCAUAUUCCAGGCGGAACGAUGACUAUGUCCAACAUAUGGUAUGUGCACAUGACUCGAGACCCAGAAAUAUACUCAGAUCCGGAAGCAUUCAGACCGGAAAGGUUUGACGAGCUCGACGCGGAGACCAUGGAACUGUAUAAUCCAGGCAAAAUUGUGUUUGGUUUCGGUCGGCGCAUUUGUCCAGGGCGUUAUUUGGCUGAUUCGAGCAUCUGGCUAGCUAUGGCUACUAUCCUAGCAAGUUUCAACAUCGCUAAAGCAAAAGACGAUAAAGGGAAUGUCAUCACUCCUACUCCUGCGUUUCUUCCUGGCCUUGUAAACCAUCCGAAACUAUUUCGCUGUCAUAUAAGCCCGCGGUCGCAGGAAAUGCGGACGCUCAUUCUUGAUCAAGGCAUGACUAUUGCAGUCUGACAUGUGGAGAGGAGUUGAAAGCUGCAGGAAUCCCGUUAUGCAGUCGCAAUGUUUGCUAGCCGUACAAUGAUGAGAUGACGCAAGCCAAAAGG
Laetiporus sulphureus 93-53 is the source of this 1658-nucleotide messenger RNA. Its product is annotated as cytochrome P450. Gene Ontology annotation, molecular function: heme binding; iron ion binding; monooxygenase activity. The record is from RefSeq and is a predicted model, not a curated record. Bases 1 to 1566 code for a protein of 521 amino acids. NCBI's taxonomy places the organism in Eukaryota, Fungi, Basidiomycota, Agaricomycetes, Polyporales, Laetiporaceae. The transcript has 13 exons.